UUUUUUUAUCACUAGUUAAGAAAAGCCGCAAAAUAUUCAGUCACUAGUCAGUAGUCACUCACUCACUUAACUUUACUCUCUGAGACCCGAUUUCACUGCACGUUGGUCGUUACACAAACUGGAAAUGAUUUGUUGAAAACUUGAAAAUAUAUAUUGAAUCAUCUACAUUAUUUGUGCAUGUAUCUGGCCGGCUCAUCGUGUUCAAAUGGUCAAGUAAAUUCACUUUAUGACAUCAUGGUUGUGACUUGUGUAGUUGUGUUUUUAGAAUAGGCCGCAGCUGUCUGCCAUAAUAUUAUCUUGUAGCCGACAAUCGCCGUUUUUUGAGAAUUGUGAUUAAACCUAUUCUGAGGUUUUACCACAAUCUGAUGGUGUUGGGCACUUCGUCUUCGCCUUUUUGGCAGUUGGAAGCUCGAAAAAUCUUUGGACGCCCGGUGACUCUGCACUCUGCAAUAUGGCAUUUUUCAUCUUCGUUCUUAUUCUAAAUUUAUUGAGUAGAUAAUCAUAACAUUAUUAUCUACAUUGUUAUUUUUUAUAAAAUAUAAAAUAACAUGGACCCUCAAGAUAUAAAUAAUAGUACGAACAAAAGAGAUGAAUCAAAAAAAAAUUCUAUAACUUCAUUUAAGGCAGUAUUAAAUGAAGAAUCUUGUCUUGAGGAUGACAAUGAACAAUAUAUUAAUAACUUAUCCAUUGGGGACUUAGACUCAAAAGUAAAAAAGUAUAAUGCAUUGUACUUGGAAAAUAAAAUCAAUGUACUUAAUGCAUUUGAUAUAGAUUUAAUCAGUUGUGUACAACAAAUGGUAAAGAGAUCUAAAGAAACAGAUAUUUUGGGAAUUAGUAAUACAUUUGAUGCCAUUAGUAAGGUGUACUCAUGUAGAGUUGAUGAUAUUUUGAUAUCCGGCAAUAAAUUAGUUAAGGAAUUUGUGGCAGAAGCCAAAAACCAAAAUCUUGUUAAAGAGAAUGCAGCUAAAACAAAACAAAAAUGUAGAAAAAAAUUAAUGUUAACAACACCAGACAAAUUGUGCUGUAAAGACAACGAGAUGCUACUUAGAAAAAAUUAUCUUAGUGUUGAUCUUGAUAAUGAUAUGAUUGACUAUGCAAAACCUUCAAGAAUACUGCUUAAUAGGUAUUCUAAUGACGCAUAUUGGCCAGAAUACAGAGUUUCCAAAAACAUUAAAGUGAAUGAAAAUCAACAAGAAACAUAUGAAAUGGAAAAUAUAAUUUCUUUACUCGAAAACGGACAAAUUUGUCCGUCAUUUCAUAGAUUUGUAGCUGAUCGUGAUAAAAUUACAAAUAGUGAUGAUGAUGAAAUCGACAUAAACAUAUUAAAUAAUAUUCAAACACAUUUUAAUCAAGAAACAUCUGCAUUUUGUUCCAAAAAUUCUGAAGAAUCUGAUGAAGCAAUGGAUGAAGAUUUGAACGAACCAAGUUCCGAAUUAAUAGUACAUACAGAUCCAGGGCCGUCUAAUCAAAAUAAUAAUCAAUUCGGUAGAUUAGAGAAUUUAGAUUCUUUAUCCCAGACAUUAUCAAUGUUGGAUACAAACGAUAGCAGUGAUUAUACAUUCUUUGAUCGUAAACAAUUGCGUAAAUUUAAAUGUUCCAAUCAUUGGAAAGUGAAGGUCAAAAUGAUGAAAACUGACAGUAAACAGAAAGCAAUGCUGAUUAAGUCACGUGCAUCUCAAACACAUUCCGAAACUAAUGUUCCUGAAUAUAAAUGUAGGAAUUCCAGAGCUAUUACAUUUAAGGUUGAUUUUUAUUCAGAUAUAUCUACAAAAUUAGAAAAUUUACGUUUGAAUUCUGAUAAAAACUAUUGUAGUUAUACUAAAUGGAAACCAAGUAAUAACUUAAUUCCUUCAUCUGGUCAAUUGAAUACUAUACCUAUCAGACAAUUUGAAAGUUGCAAGUAUAUUAACAUGAUUCCUAACUGGUAUAAACAUGAAUUUGAAAAAUUAAAUUUGAAUUCAAAUCCAAACUCACUGUUCUUGUUUCCAGGACAAGAUAUUCUAAGAGAUAGAUUAUUAGUAGAUGAAGUUCCUUUGAAGAAUACAGACUGUAUUGACAAUAAUGUCAUGGACAUUGAUCAUUAUUCUGAGUGUGGAAAUGAGGUUGAUGAAAUGAUGACUGUAAUAAAUAAUGACAACAAUUUAACCAUAGCUUUGAACCAAAAAAAUACACAAGAUAAUGCCUAUAAAGAGUACUCCACUUGUAGUUCUGGAUACUUAGAUAUGAAUCAACUUAAAAAAUAUAUUAUGAAUAUUAUUAAACCUGAUGAUGAGGAAACAUUAAAUAUCUCAUUUGCUGAUCUAUUAUUAAGAUUGCCAAAAUUAUUGCCAGACAACAUGAAAGAGAAUAUAACCGUAUCUGUUAUAUAUGUUGCUUUGUUGCAUUUAUGCAAUGAGCACAGUUUAUGUUUAGAAGACAGAAAUGGUGACAUUUUUAUCGUUCAAGGUUCUGUAAACUUAAAAAAUUAGAAUUAGUUUUUUAAAACAGUCUGCCAACAAUACUUCAGUGUCUAAUUUAUAGAAGACAACAGAGCAGAAAUAUAACUGAAGGAUGCUGGGUUAUAUAGUAAUUUAAGAUAUUGUACGUUUAAUAUUUUUGAAAAUAAUUUCUUUUGGAAGAAUAUCGGAACAAUAUUCGAUAAACAAAUAGUAAAUGUUUAAUUAAUAAAUUGAUAGUAAAUUA
Myzus persicae (green peach aphid) is the source of this 2682-nucleotide messenger RNA. RefSeq lists its product as uncharacterized. The coding region runs from base 549 to 2468 and encodes 639 amino acids. Gene Ontology annotation, molecular function: chromatin binding. Gene Ontology annotation, cellular component: condensin complex. The record is from RefSeq and is a predicted model, not a curated record. The transcript has 11 exons. Gene Ontology annotation, biological process: mitotic chromosome condensation. Lineage: Eukaryota; Metazoa; Arthropoda; Insecta; Hemiptera; Aphididae.